Molecule: messenger RNA, 6219 nt
Organism: Dicentrarchus labrax (European seabass)
Lineage: Eukaryota; Metazoa; Chordata; Actinopteri; Moronidae
Gene: slc45a4b
Product: solute carrier family 45 member 4b
Exons: 13
Coding region: 1132-3594 (820 amino acids)
Biological process (GO): transmembrane transport
Cellular component (GO): membrane
Molecular function (GO): sucrose:proton symporter activity
Source: RefSeq, a predicted model, not a curated record
UGUAGAACAGGUCGGUAGGUAGCUCAGGUAAGUCAGCGAUACCGUUAGCGGAGUUGCCCACGGGUAAAGCUUGUCCUAACUGGUCCAACCAGCCCCCUCAGACACACACACACACACACCCUAUUCCUGUGAGAGAAACUCAUUUUCACUCCCGCUCAGGGGAGGUUAAAACCUCGUGUCGGAUGGUUAUUACACACAGUAACAGGUUACUCAUCACAGGAGGAGAUUGCAUCAGUGGGAAAUGUGUUUUGAAGCUCCGUUUAUUUAGUUUAAAACGUUAACUUAAACGUAACCUGACUUAUUAUUAAUAUUUGGUAUACCUGCCCUUUGUUUACCUCAGAAAAUAGAAACAAAAGUGACGAGUAAAGUUGCUGUGUGACUCACUGUGUCUUUGCCAAGGAGUUCGCACGUCCUUUGACCUCGACUUGCAAGGAAGCGCACUUACAAGCACACGCACAGACCUCUGCUGACCCAUGCUUCUGUCUUUCACAAUCAAAAUACUGCAUGCACAGAACCUCCAACACACACUGACCAGCCACAGAAAACACAUUUACAAACCUUGUUCUAACCCUUCUCACAGCUUACCGCAAACACAGCUACUGGAACCCAUAACACACAUUUCACCACUCCCCUCCUUCUUCCACUUCUUCUGCUCUCCCCUGCUCCUCCCCUCUGCAUACCACUGGAGCUGCGCAGGACUUCUCUGCUCUUCCUGAAUUUUAAAAAUUUGUGCAAACCACAACGAGGAAAACUACAACUCUGCUACUGAGUUGUGCUAUCUGGUCACAUAUCAGCAUGAUGGCAACAUGAUCAAAUGUAUGGAAUAUAUUUCUACCACAUAAUUUUCUGGACACAUUAAUAUCAUUAUAAUGAAGAUUCCUGCCUCCUCAAUUAUUUGCAAUUCUUUGGCUUUGACCCCAGAAAGUGCUGACCAGAGAUGCUCACUGAUUAAUCUUUCUGGAUAUCUUCUGCUUCUCCUUACACAGUGAGUGAUCAAGAUGAAAACCACAGACAUUACUUGUUCUAUUAGUAGACAAUAACAAGUAUAGUUCUGCUUACAUAUAUAAGAAAAUAGUAGGGAGUGUAGUGUAUUGAUAUAGACUGAUAUAUAUCGACCAUCCAGCAACAUAAAUGGCUCCUCUGAAGUCAAACCAGACUGUAAUGGGCAGAGAAGCAGGGGAGAGGGAGGCUUCUGGCCUUCCGGAGAAGAGGAAACCCAAGGAGGAAGCAGAAGAGAGUGAUAGUGAGAAGGAGGUGGAAGAGGUGGGCAGAGGUGUGCCGAUCCCUCUGCACCGCUGGGUAAUGCACGGAGCAGUGAUGUUUGGACGUGAGUUCUGCUACGCCAUGGAAACGGCCCUUGUGACGCCAGUGCUGCUGCAGAUAGGUCUUCCGGAGCAAUAUUACAGUUUAACCUGGUUCCUCAGUCCUAUCCUGGGUCUCCUCUUCACACCUGUGAUAGGCUCAGCCAGUGACCGAUGUACUCUGCCAUGGGGCCGGAGAAGACCAUUCAUUCUGGCCCUGUGUGUAGGUGUGCUGCUGGGAGUGGCGCUGUUUUUAAAUGGAUCAUUAAUAGGCCUUUCCAUUGGUGAUAGUCCCAGCAACCAGCCAAUUGGCAUCGUCCUCACUGUACUAGGUGUCGUGGUGCUGGACUUCAGCGCUGAUGCCUCUGAGGGACCAAUCAGAGCUUACCUUCUUGAUGUUGCUGACACCGAGGAGCAAGAUAUGGCCCUGAAUAUUCAUGCCUUCUCUGCUGGGCUCGGCGGAGCAGUGGGCUACAUGCUUGGUGGUCUCGACUGGACUGGCACAGCUCUGGGCCAAGCAUUUAAAUCACAGGAACAGGUCCUCUUCCUGUUUGCAGGCAUCAUCUUCAUUAUCUCUGUCACACUGCACAUGCUCAGUAUCCCUGAGCAACCUUUCAAUCCAUCCAAUGAGUUUAAAGCCACAGGAAGUGGGGAGUCUACCAGCCACUUGUCUUUCAGGCCCAUUGGCCACACGCCACCUUUUCUAGAUGUGAUUGCAGAGGAGGAUGCUUCUGCCUCCCUGUCCCGAGAGGACAACGAAUCGGAUCCUGAGGAAGGGGAAAUGGACUUCCUUGCUGUGGAGCGAGUAAGGAGUAAAAGCGAUUCAAUCUUAGCCAUGCCAGAUGCUACAAUCGAGUUGGAUCCUGACCUCCACCCAGACUCACAACAUUUCCUGCCAGAGGUGCAUCAUUAUCCACCAGAUAUGCCGGGAGAGAUGGACAAUGUUUUCAAGCCAUCGGACCACAUUAUUGGGUCCUCGUCUCCUUCUGGUGGGCAACCCGCCCUUACUGAUGGGACGGUGGGUCCAACAAAUGGUCCUACUUCUCUCCUUCAGCUCAGUUCUGGCUCAGCAGACUCACAUCUGAAAACCCAGCAGGUCAAGGCUGCCAAUGGUGUCAAUGCUGGCUUGUCUUCUUCUGACCACUCCAAUGCAAUGAAAGAGCAGGCCUCCACUAAGCUGGCAAACCGCCCCUCCAACACCUCAGUUUCAUCCCGGCCACACCCACACAUCUUCUACAGACAACCCUCCUUUACUUUCUCCUACUAUGGACGAGUGGGGUCACAGCGCUAUCGACUGCGACGGACAGCACCUUCAAGUCCCCGGCCAAUCGCCACCUCCCGCAGUCUGAAUGAUCUGAGUGACCUCCAGCAGCAUGCGGACAGACGGGAGUUGCACCUGUCAGCUAGCAGUCUGUCAUCCGAGGUCUCCAGCUGUGAGGGAGGACCAGACAAGGGUACAACUGUUCGUCUGCUCUGGUUAUCCAUGUUGAAGAUGCCGAGGCAGCUGUGGAGAUUGUGUGUGUGUCACCUCCUCACGUGGUUCUCCAUUAUAGCUGAAGCUGUGUUUUAUACCGAUUUCAUGGGACAAGUCAUUUACCACGGAGAUCCCACGGCCCCAGCAAAUUCCACAGAGCUACAAAACUAUAACAAAGGAGUACAGAUGGGCUGCUGGGGACUGGUGGUCUACGCUGCUACUGCUGCUGUCUGCUCUGCAAUCCUUCAGAAGUACCUGGAUAAUUUUGAUCUGAGCAUUAAGGUUGUCUACAUUGUUGGAACUCUGGGAUUCUCAAUAGGUACUGCUGUCAUGGCGAUCUUCCCUAAUGUUUAUGUUGCCAUGGUGAUGAUCAGCGGCAUGGGCAUCAUCUCCAUGAGUAUCUCCUACUGUCCUUAUGCAUUACUUGGGCAGUACCAUGAAAUCAAAGAGUAUAUUCAUCACAGUCCAGCAAACACUAGAAGAGGUUUUGGCAUUGACUGCGCUAUCUUAUCCUGCCAGGUCUAUAUCAGCCAGAUUUUGGUUGCAUCGGCCCUUGGAGCUGUGGUAGAAGCAGUGGGCAGUGUGCGUGUCAUUCCUGCAGUGGCCUCUGGGGGCUCCUUUCUUGGCUUCCUUACUGCCUGCUUCCUGGUCAUUUAUCCUGACAUGGAGCCCAGCCACUCAGAGAAGGACCAGGGCUUGGUGGAUUUACCUGGUGGUUCAGACACAAGUGGAGAAAGGACCAAUAACCAGAGGUUGGCUCUGCUGAGCCUCACAGAUGGAGAUAGCUUGAAGGAGACAGGGAAUCACUCUGUUGCCUGAGCAUUAACAUGUAAAGAAUUGUUUGGUUUAUCCUCACUAAGCACAAGCCACAGCAUGUGGGGAUUAUACCAAAUGCACCUGAUUUACAAAUUUGUCAGUCUGUGCCUUUCUGAAGGAGGAAGGGUGACAAAAGAGGAAAAACGUGGCAGAAAUUAGACGUUCUGUCGAUAGAAAAAUGGGUGGGAUGGAUUUGGAUAGAUUAUCUUCUUGGAUGGGGGACUGACAAGAGCAAACAAUCUCCGUUUUUGGUUGCUCUGCUUGUCUUUUUUUGCUACCUCAAACCUAAAACAAAUAGAUGUUUAAUGGUUAGAUGCAGAGAAGUAAGCCAUUGAAACAAAAAAGGGCCACAUGACAGUGAUUUGGUCAGACUGUUGAAACUACGUUCGCCCAGACUACUGAAACAAAUGUAAGCCUUUAUUGCUCAAUCAUAAAUGGAAAGCACACAGAGCACUUUCUGUCUCACCUCUGAACAGUACUGUCACACUGAUGCUGCAGAAUGUCGUAAUGUGGGACAUUUUUACUUCACAGAAGCUGCUCCUUAACUACUUAAUGGACAAUCAUAAUGUUGUAAACACAGAUGUAAAUAUUUGUUCCAGUCUGUUAAUGGAAUACCUUGAUAUUAUAUUGUUAUUAUUUUAUAAAUGCCAGAAAGUUUCACAGUUCUCACACAUUUUAUUCACAUUUAUGAUGUCUGAACCUGUUACAUAGCAAGCUAGUGUGCAAUUAGAAGUGCCCUUUCUUGAUAUUUUUAUGUCUUUACAGAAACACUAAAAUUCUGAAUGCCAUAUUGUACUUUUAUGCCAGAAUUUACAAAAAGAAAUUUAUCAUGGCUGCUCAAAUUUGACCUCAAGUGGUUUUUGGUUUCAGUGUGAUUUGUAUUGCAGGGUGCCAUUUGUUUUGCUUUCAAUUGAAUUCAUUCAAAAAGUGUUCUUAAUUGUACAUUCCAAAUACAGUUGAAAUGGGAUAUAUGUUCACACACGUACACAUUACUCAUAUACAGUAUAUCAAAAAAAAUGUGCUCUGUCAUUGGUAAAGGGAUUGCAGUUUCUGUUUGUAUCUUUGUAUUGAAAGCCAAAUUCCCUUCUCUCACAUUAGUUCAGUUUGCCAUUUUGAUCAUUUGACAGCCAUAAAACUCUGUACUGCUGUACAGAAAGGUACGAUGGAAGAUGAAUAGCUCCCAUACUGCCAGGUUUCAGUUUACCUCCUAAUAACAAACAUGAGAGGCAGCAGAGAGUCUGUGGAAGACUAUUGUGAGCAAUGAGCAGCAUGCAAGAUAAUGUUUACCACAGUCCUUACCACACUUAAACACAUUGGCAGUGUCACAAACAUAGAGCGGUGUUCACAGUGUAAGACAGACAUAUGUACAAUCUGAACUGAACAGCUUAGCCUCUCCUCUCUGAAGGCCCUUCUUCAGUAGAAGACAUAAUGGGAGAGGUUGAAUGUGACAUGGUCUAAAACUGUUCCAGAAACCUGUAGUGCUGCAUAUUGAAUGGUAGAGAGGACCACUUCUAUGCAAGGCCAAACUCUGAAAGCUCUUAUCUAUGCAAACUUGAAAUUCCCUCGACAGGGGACCAAAUUAAGCUUACGGUGAAGCACAGGAUCUUGUCAGUUUGUUUCAGCUCAGAGGAAACAAUGCCACAAGUGAAAACAUUGCACAGCUUCUUUGUUUCACAGCACAAAAGGAUCUAUUUUUAUGACUUAGGGUGAGAUGUCUAUUGUCAUUACACCAUUGAGAGACUUCUGUACUCUGUUUAUGGGUAUUUGGGCAAUGCCAACAGUCUGUUUGGACCUUGUAUCCUGCUAGCUGUGCCAUUGAUUUACCUUUCAUGACAGAAAAGUGUCUUCUAUGGAGUGAUCACCGUCACUGAGGACUUCAGGCCUCAAGAUUUACACAGCCUGAUUUACGAGCACUACAAAGGGAACAACCUCGUUCUGUGGAUAUUUGCAUCAGACAUAAAGGGAAAGUGUUGAGAGAAUUAAUACAACAUUAUAUAGUUUAAUCACUAAUUUCCCUAUAAAUAAUGCUGAUUAUUUUUGUGUGACAUGGGGUGUGUGCCUUUGUGUUCUUUUAAAGCACCUUUUGAAAAGAGCUUUGGGUACAUCAUUUUGUUAGUUUUAGGAGUUAAUUUUUUGCUAAUGUUAUGUUUUCCAAGUAAUAUAACACACAUACAGAUAAUCCUUUGCAUUAUGACAAGUCCCUGAAAAUCAGAAUAGAAAAGGAAUACUCUUUCAUGUAAUCUGUAGACACAUUGAAACUGUCUUCUUCACUUCUUUAUCAGAGGACCAUAAAGAAACAGGCAGCUGAAUCAAAGCCUCUCACUUUCUCUAUAGCUCACAUUCCUUGUACAUUCAUUUAGUUGCUCUAGUCGGGUUCAAUGAAUACUUUCAGCUGGUCUACAUGUUUCAGAGAUGUUUCCACCUCACCGAGAGGCUCCUUUUUUAUUGCCAAACUACUGAAUAAGAAGUUUCUUGGUUUAUUUUGAUUUUAUACAAAUGUUAAAGCUUUUCAGAUGAUAUUCUGUUGCUGUUGAUUUGAAAGUUCUCUUUGCUGCUGUACAGACUUUUGUACAAUGAAAAGGUAUUUUUGUACCAGUUAUUUGAAAAGAACCAAUGAAUGCACCUUCA